Messenger RNA from Hymenoscyphus albidus, 1064 nucleotides. The record is from the annotation of a GenBank genome assembly. Lineage: Eukaryota; Fungi; Ascomycota; Leotiomycetes; Helotiales; Helotiaceae.
AUGAGCGAAGACAAUAAAUCCGAGUCUGAGUGGAGCACUCUCUCAACUCCCGACUCUACAACAGCAGAUUCAGGAGAAGUAGACAGCAUUGCAUCAAUUCGCGCUGUAACUCCCACUCCAUCGACUGAUACACCAGCUGCCAAAGCCAAUUCUUCACAUACUACUACCGAGGAGCCCGUUGUAAAGGUAGAUAUCUCAAAAGAUGGCAAGACCUGCACGGUUGUAGUUGUCCAGAAUGCCAACGUCCAAGGCUUUACUUUGAAUUAUUCACCUGAUACAACAACUCCUGAAGGUUAGGUUGCCACUUUGAGUUUGGCAGAUGAAAAUGUGAAGCAAACUGCAACUGCUGGCUCGAGCGCAAACGACAAGAACAAGCCGACCCCUCGCAAAGGUGAAGGAAAGAAGAGUCUUGGACCAAAAUGGACUACACGUUUUGACGCCUGUUACCCCCCAGGUUUCGUCGAAGAAUUCUCUCUCAACCCAAAUGAGAUCGAGGGCAAGAAUCGUGUGGGUAAGAUGCUUAAGCUACUCAACGAAACUGGCAAAGUUGAAGUUAGAGUAAAUGCUAAGAGAAACCGCAGGGUCCGAUUUCUCAACAAUCUUAAUUUGGCCGCUCUCCAGAACAUCAAAGUGGUCUCGAUUAUUGUCACGUCUGAGUAAGUCUCUACGCUUUUUGGUGUUGUGGCAUGCGGAUUAUGGAGCAUGAACUGACAAUCUAUAGUAAACUUCCCCCCGCAGCGGCCCUGCUUUCCCAACGCACAAACCUACUAUUCAAGGCCCCAAUUGAAGAACUUUCCAUUGAGAUUCGCCAAUCAGACUUCCAACUAGUGGCAACGAUCCUCUUGAAUCUUCGCAAAUCUAAUAAUACCACAAUUCGCAAGUUAUUCAUCAAGCUACUCAUGGACGCCAAGGAUGAACACGAGUUUGCAGAUCUCGUCUCGGAGACUGUCAAGGAACUUAACCUCAAGAAGGUAGGAAAAUGGCCAAAGGACCUUCGGCUUGCUGCUGAAGGAAAAAAUUCGCCUCCUCCUGUCCUUAAGCUCCUUUGGAAGCGGGCUGUAUGA